UUUGUCAGAUAUAGCAUUUGUCCAUCUGAAGACUGCAAGCUUGGCUGGACAGCAAGAAUGGUUCCUAACACAGUCCGUGUAGCAUUUGGAAUUCUAGGUACUCCUCAUCUGCAUGUCCUUUCGAAGCCAUUUGUUUCCAUCAAUAUGGCUGUAAAACCAGCCUAUCUCUAUUGCAGGAAAUGCUGCUUCUAUGCUCCUCUAUGCAGCACUAAUAUUGACAUUCAGAAGAGUCAUAAAGAAGGGCAAUGUAGAGGAGUUCUCAUGCGUGCCUUACAUACUAGCUCUGUUCAACUGCCUCCUCUACACUUGGUAUGGGCUUCCUGUAGUGAGCUCCGGAUGGGAGAACAUGACAGUAUCUACCAUCAAUGGAUUGGGCAUACUGCUUGAGAUCGCAUUCAUCAGCAUAUAUGUAUGGUUUGCACCAAGAGAGAAGAAGAGGUUUGCCUUGGGAUUGGUGCUUCCUGUUUUAACGUUAUUUGGCUUGACAGCGUGUUUAUCAAGCUUCUUUGUCCAUACACACCAUAUGCGCAAGGUUUUUGUGGGUAGUGUUGGUUUAGUGGCUUCCAUAUCCAUGUACAGCUCUCCAAUGGUAGCUGCAAAGCAGGUCAUCACCACAAAAAGCGUAGAGUUCAUGCCAUUCUACCUGUCACUAUUUUCCUUCCUGUCCAGCGCUCUGUGGAUGAUAUACGGGCUCCUUGGGAGGGAUCUGUUCAUCGCGGUUAGUUCUCCGAACUUCAUCGGUGUUCCAAUGGGCAUCCUUCAGCUGGCGCUGUACUGCAUCUACAGGAGAAGCGACGGGGCAGCUGGAAAGCUCCAUGACACCGCCAUCGAUCAGGAGAAGGGUCUGAAAGCAGUAGUAGCCAUGUGUCGUAUCCCUAACCGCGACGAUCGCCGGCGACGUGAACACGAGCAAUCGGAAGAGCAGAUGCGAUAACUUGGGGGAGGGGAAGAACCCUGACCCCCACUCUAUUUCCUUUUCUUUUUCUUUAGUUCCAAAAUAUGUUUUACUUUCUACAAGGCAUGGGUAGAUAUACCCAGAGGCCAACACUGGCCGUCUGCCCACCACACACGCCUACAACGCACGUCACUGACAGCUAGGUCCAGCACACAUUCAUUCCACCGUGUCCGUCGCGUCGCGCGUGACACCUCCCCCCGCCGGAGAGACUGCUUGUCCACAAGCAGCAGAUGUAGGAAAUCUCUGGCGUAGCACAUUCAAGUCCUCCCAGGUCGCUGAAUCCGCUGGCAGGUGGGACCAUUUGACCCGUACUUGUCGAAUGGCAG
Messenger RNA from Panicum virgatum (switchgrass), 1281 nucleotides. Its product is annotated as bidirectional sugar transporter SWEET3b-like. Gene Ontology annotation, biological process: carbohydrate transport. The coding region runs from base 191 to 934 and encodes 247 amino acids. The transcript is spliced from 5 exons. The record is from RefSeq and is a predicted model, not a curated record. Lineage: Eukaryota; Viridiplantae; Streptophyta; Magnoliopsida; Poales; Poaceae. Gene Ontology annotation, molecular function: sugar transmembrane transporter activity. Gene Ontology annotation, cellular component: membrane.